AUGCCAGCCACACUUGAGCCAAUCCGACGCGUCAAGUGUACUUACAAAGACUGCAACAUGUCCUUCGAGACGGAGAAGAUCAUGAAGAACCACAAGAAGCACACUGAUGAACACGAGUACUGUCACAAAUGCGAUGAGGACUUUGAUACUUUCGAGGACUACGCCAUGCAUAAGAUCACGCGUCCGGAAGAGCACAACCUGGCAUGUCGCGUCUGCGGUGACGAGUUCAAGAGCAAGUCAGGUCUCAAGCGCCAUAUCGAGCUCAACCACAAGGUCAACCAGAAGCUCACUUGCAUCGGCUGCCAGAAGUCAUUCUACCGCGCAUGCCUCUUCAUCGAGCAUCUUGAGUUCGGCCACUGCGACGUCAUUUCCGCAGCCCAGUUUCAAGGCCACAUUGUUCACAAACAUCUGAUUACAGAUUUGUUGAAGGACGGCCAGCAAUUGACUCGCUUUCUGCAGAAGACGUCCAAGUACGAGGCAGCCAUCGACGAUGAUGUUCGGAGGACUGGAGUAUCGCUUGAUGACGAUCCUUUAGACGACGAGCAUGAGAUAGGAGACGUCAAGUACGAGGCGAUCAAGCCGGAGAAAUCCGAAGAUGAGGAUCCCCCAGUCUUCUAUGGCCGGUACCCUCCUCUUCCCUCUCAGGCUAAGUCCAUUCCGGACGUAGACGCGGCAAUCGCGCCGAUGAUGGAGGGCAUCUCUCUUAACGGAGAUGCUGACAAUGACUCCGAUUGUUCAACAGCCGUUGGAUCUCCUGUCGUCACUGGAUAUCCUGCACGUACUAGUUCUCUUCCCGGACACUCUCAUCAAGGUCAGAGUUGCUCUUCUGUCCAUGACGAUUCGGCCGUUCAGAGUUCAAACACCCAGCCGUCCAGUCGCCAAACCAAGGUCUGGGGCUCGCGCAAAGGCAAGACAACAAGCUCUGUCCUGUUCCCCAACGCUAAGCCCAAGGCCCCUCCCAGCGACUUCUCCAUCUCUGCCCACGACGAGAUCAUGGAAAAGGAGCACGGUCCCAACCUCCUCAGCGAUCGUUUCUGGGAUCCCAUGAGUGACGACUGGAACCCCGACCGGUUCUAUGACCCUAUCGUCAGCAAGUACUUCUGUCCCUUCAUCUGCGAACAAUCCUUCCCCAUCCCAAGCGACCUCAACACGCACAUCCUAGGCGAUCACCGCAUAACCCGCAUGAAAUGCCCCAAGUGCCUCAAAUACUUCAAACACGCCACCGCACUCAUGGCGCACUGCGAGUCGCGCGGCGCCCGCUGCAAUAUCAACCAGACGGACGACUUCGGCAUCUUCCUCGACCAAAUGUCCGGCGGCUUCUUGGGCGUCGAGGAGAAGAUUCGGCCUGAUCACCUUAAUACGCGUUCUGUUAUGAUCCAGAACUCUGAGACCGGCCAUAUGGAGUUGUACAAGCCGCCGGUUGCGAGCUAUCUGCAGUAUGCGGUGACCACGCCGCCGGAUUGGAAGGAUCCGGUUAGGCAGGGUGUAACGAUUGGGGGCAUGGGCGGGGGAUCGCGGUGGUGA
This is a messenger RNA of Alternaria ventricosa, 1524 nucleotides long. RefSeq lists its product as uncharacterized. Gene Ontology annotation, molecular function: chromatin insulator sequence binding. Gene Ontology annotation, biological process: regulation of transcription by RNA polymerase II. NCBI's taxonomy places the organism in Eukaryota, Fungi, Ascomycota, Dothideomycetes, Pleosporales, Pleosporaceae. Bases 1 to 1524 code for a protein of 507 amino acids. The transcript is spliced from 2 exons. The record is from RefSeq and is a predicted model, not a curated record. Gene Ontology annotation, cellular component: chromosome.